CUACCGGAAGUCGUCCGUCAGAGUGCACCAACAUCCGGGCCACGUGAUCCAGCUUUCCUUCCAGUUCACAUUAGCAGCAUGGCAGCGAUCGGAGUUCAUUUCGGCUAUACAUGUGCUUGUGUGGCGAUAUAUAAGGAUGGUCGGGCUGAUGUGGUGGCUAACGAUGCAGGAGACAGAGUCACUCCAGCUGUGGUGGGCUACAGAGAUACUGAGCAGAUCGUAGGCAUAGCAGCAAAGCAGGGACGGGUCCGGAACGCUGCCAACACCGUCGUUAGAGUGAAGCAAAUACUGGGACGAAGGUUCAGUGAUCCAGAGACACAAACUCACAAAGGAGAGACCAAGUGUCAGGUUGUGAGCAGAGGAGAGAAGCCUUAUUAUGAGAUUACAGCAGGAGAACACCCGCAGUAUGUCGCUCCAGAGGACGUUGCUAAACUCAUCUUACACAAAAUGAAAGAAACGGCUCAGUCUGCUUUGGGUUCUGAUGUCAGCGAUGUGGUCAUUACUGUCCCUUUUGAGUUUGAACCUAAUCAGAAGCGUGCUCUGAGAGAGGCGGCUGAAGCUGCUGGGUUCCAUGUUCUGAGGCUGAUCCAUGAGCCUGCUGCUGCUCUGUUGGCCUAUAACAUCGGACAGGACUUCUCUGGAAAGAGCCAUGUCCUGGUGUACAAGUUGGGAGGGACGUCCCUGAGUGUAACAGUGCUGCAGGUCAAUGGAGGAAUGUUCCGGGUUCUCAGCACUCACACCGACCACAGCAUCGGAGGGGAGAGUUUCACCCAGGCCUUAGCCCAGCAUCUUGCCUCAGAGUUUAAACGCACCUUUAAACAUGAUGUGAGCGGUAACGCUCGGGCGAUGCUGAAGCUGAUGAACGGGGCAGACAUGGCCAAGCACUCCUUGUCCUCUUUGGGAUCGGCCAACUGUUUCGUUGACUCUCUGCAUGACGGCAUUGACUUUGAAUGCAACGUCUCGAGAGCCAGAUUUGAGCUACUCUGCUCCUCACUCCUCAACAAAAGCAUCCAGCCAAUUCAGCUCCUGCUGGAGAAGGCAGGACUUUCUGCCAGAAACAUUAACAAGGUGGUGCUUUGCGGUGGUUCAGCCAGGAUCCCUCGUCUCCAGCAGAUGAUGCGUGAGAUGUUUCCUGAUGUAGAGCUUCUCAGCUCAGCACCUCCUGAUGAGGUGAUUGCUGUGGGAGCAGCCCUGGAAGCAGGCUUACUGGUUGGCAGCGAUGGCUUUGUCCUUGAAGAAGAAUCUGUGACGGUGGAUGUUUCUGCCGCUGACAUACUAAUCAAGGAGGUGGAUGAAUCUGGGUCUGAGAUUUUCACUCCUCUCCUUCCGUCUGGCACGCCUCUUCCUGCCCGCAGACAUCACGUCCUGAGUGGAAAUGGGAAGCAGUCCUCCCUCGGUUUGGAGAUUUAUCAGAGAUUUGUCGAGGAGCAGCCAGAAAAGCUGUCUAAGAUUGUCUUCAGAGACCUGCAGCCCACAGAAGAGAACCACAACGUCGACGUGGUGGUGACCAUGAAAAGGGAUGGAUCCAUUCACGUUUCCUGUGUAGAACAGACGACUGGAAAGUCAGAGGUCAUCACCAUAACAGCAGCAUCAUGAAGCCACAGAUCCACCGUCAAAGCCAUAUUUCAGCACAGUGUUGUUGGUGUAGUUUUGUUUUUUAUGUUUCUGUUUUUCACUCAAUAAACAUGGCAAACUCAAACUAAA
Messenger RNA from Acanthochromis polyacanthus (spiny chromis), 1704 nucleotides. It is a transcript of the gene hspa14, whose product is annotated as heat shock protein 14. Bases 79 to 1596 code for a protein of 505 amino acids. The record is from RefSeq and is a predicted model, not a curated record. Gene Ontology annotation, molecular function: ATP-dependent protein folding chaperone; ATP binding; misfolded protein binding. Gene Ontology annotation, biological process: protein refolding; cellular response to unfolded protein. Gene Ontology annotation, cellular component: ribosome; cytoplasm. Lineage: Eukaryota; Metazoa; Chordata; Actinopteri; Pomacentridae. The transcript has 14 exons.